Messenger RNA from Microplitis demolitor, 3012 nucleotides. RefSeq lists its product as uncharacterized. The transcript has 4 exons. Bases 216 to 2750 code for a protein of 844 amino acids. NCBI's taxonomy places the organism in Eukaryota, Metazoa, Arthropoda, Insecta, Hymenoptera, Braconidae. The record is from RefSeq and is a predicted model, not a curated record.
ACAGAACCGAUUGCCGUCAGUCUUGUGAGGAUUGCCCAGGAGUCAACAGGUGCCAGACAACUUAGUUGGAUACCGUGUCCAAGUUAAACACGUACCCUAACGUCACGACUGAUUGUCCAGUCAAAGUGCCGGUGUUUUUUCAUUGAGGACGCAACGUGCCAUGAUUUUACAAUCUUUUUAAUAUUUUAUUUAUUUAUUUUAUUCAAGAUAACAAGAUGAAGCCCCAGAUGAUAAUUCUUAUCUUGGCGACGAGUUUCUUACUCGUGUUUGCUCAAGUGCCCAAGCCAAGUUACACCAGAACGAUGCUAAAAGUGUCAAGAAGUCUGCCAGGCCAAACGGAAGAGCUAAAAGUCCGUACUGCUGAGGGAAACGUUGCUACCUUGAUAGUAAAACGUCGGGAAAAAUCAGAAAGCUUGAAAAAUAAUUCAAGUCCAAUUAGUGAGUCUACUUCUUCUUCUUCUUCUUCUUCUUCUUCUUCGGUUCCAUCUUCUUCUUUCCUUUCUUCAAAUGAUUCAAAAGAAAUGAAUUCCGAAAAUGUUACUGAUGUAAAUGAGACGAAUAGUGAAGAGAAAGUUAGCAAGAACGAGCUAACGUAUGUGAAACCUGAGACCCAGACCUCCCAGAAUAGUGACAGGAAGAUGGAUUACGGAAGCUGGACCCCCUUGGAUGUCGAUGGAAAAGCUUUAAACUUACCAUCAACACCAGAAAGUUAUUUAAAUUGGAAACCUUUAUCAUCAAAUAUUAAACCGACAACGGAAGAACGUACGACAACCAACUACAGUAGUUUGAUUUUGGCGCGAAAUUUUAAAGAUAGAAAAGAAAAAUCCGAUGACACGGGUUUCACAUUCGUCGCUCAUACGCCUCAAGUAUCAACGCGUACAAACAUCGGUGCUAAUUUAUUAAAAAAUCGUGGAGGUAAAAAUGUACCGCCAGAAGUAACUGUUAGGUCAGCGAUAAAUGUCAAGUCUGUGGCACACAGAAUGCCUAUGACUCUAGAUGCUGACGGUACUCCAGUUAUUCACGGUAAACGUGUACCAGAUGAACCAAUUGAUAGAGUCCAGACUUGGAGAAAUGCACGAGUAAUUAACAAUAAAUUAGUCCUCGGUACUGUUGCUGCUAAUGUUGAUGCUGAAUCUACAACUAAGUCUUACCUUGAUAAUAAAGUUGAGAAACAAAGAUUUGAACGAUUUCUUCAAGAUGUUAAUCGCAGCACGAGCCAUCAACAGGCGUUAACCCCGGAACUCUGGAUUCGCAGGUACGGCCGCAACUACGACGACGACGAUUAUUAUCAACAGCGCAAUGUUUACUUAGAGUGGGACCCAACAAGUCACCGCAAUGCUGCCUUGAAGGCUGAGAUUUAUGAGGCAAGAAAUGACAACUACCGUUCAAAUAUCCAAAAACGUAUGUUGCAUCCAGACAAUAUUCAAAGUUACCCGAUUUCACAAAUGUAUGCGCCUGAGCAUCAAAAAAUAGCACCACUGGCACUUAAACCUGGUGCGCGUGCUCCAGUGCUCCAGUAUGCGCAUCCCGAGCUUGGAGUCCAACCGGCUAAAAUUUUAAAAACUGAAAAAAAACGUCCGGAUAAUUUUCCUGAUAACCAGAAUUCAUUUACUGAGCAGCGACAUAAAAAAAAAUAUGUAUUGAAUGAUAAAAAUAUCGUUGAUACAUACAACACUAAAAAUUAUUAUCCAAAUCAUCAGUUUUAUGGUUUGAAACAGCAUAUCGAGCCUCCGUUUUGGAUAAAAAUAUCAGAAAAAUUAAAAAAUCAAUUUUCCACUGGGGUCGAAAGAGUUUCGCAGUUGACUAAACCGGUAAUUGCUCCUUUGGUUGAAGCGACACAUAAAAUAUCACAGAAUUUAGGACUCUCAAGAGGUAAUAAUAAUAAUGAAGCACAAGAAAAGGUCGGUACUGUUGCUUCAGGCUCGUCAAUUCUAAUUCCCGCGCUUGGUCUUGUUGCCUCUGGUGCGGCACUGGGAAUCGGUGCCGUGGCUGUAGGUCGUUAUCUUGAUGUUGAUAUGCUGAGACGUUCCAAUGAAGACGGACAAACAUUUGAUGAAUACCAGAGAACGUUUAGUGUCGAUAACACCGAAGAUGUUCCGAAUAUUUACUAUCCCGAUAAUACAAAAGUUACCGAGGACUCUUUAGAUCAGGUCAACUCCCGGGAACGCGACGGAGGUUUUUUGAUUGAUGAGCAAUCAAGUGACAAAGACUCUUCAAGUAAAAAUAGAGAGAAGAGAUCCAUUGAGCCAUUGAUCAGUGAUGGUAUGAAUGGGAAACUAGUGGAUGCUAUUAAUCAGAGAUUAAGAAGAACUGGCCCAGAUUCAAUGAUGGAUAUUGUAGAAAUAGACGUACCUGUAGGAGAUAACAAUUAUCAUCUUUUGAAAUCUAGUGAGGACGUAUUCAAUGAAUUAAAUGCUAAAGAUAAAUCAAGACGUAAGCGCAGUGUCGGCGAUGAAGAAUCGGAUAAUGUGUUGCAGACACUUGAUAAUACUGACAAAGUCGGUAUGCAAGUUCACGGUGACUGGUCAUAUACACCUUGUGCAAAAAAAAUGUUUUGCGAUGCGAUGCUUCAGAGAGGACAUGACUCUUCUUUGUUCAUGGAGAAGAAAAUUGAAUCAUUGUUUGGCAAGCUACAGCCUGGAGCAGCACAGCAGGUGUCCGAUCAUUUCCAGGAGGUCAUGGAGGCCGUGAGGAGGCAUGACUGUUCGAGAUUCUCGUGCCCUACGGCGCAACCUGAAAAUAUUUAUUAGCCAUCGAUAAUUUAACGAAAUUAUAUUUUUUAAAUAAAUAAAUAAAUAUUUUAUUUAGGGAUUUAUUUAUGUGAGAUCUAGUUUUUUUAAUUAUUUACUUAAUAUUGACAAUAAUUGACGGCAUGUAUGAGGCUGUCGUAUGAAAAAUAUGUACAUUUAUUUUUCAUACGAUUUUAUACAACUUAUAUAGAUGUUUAUUUAAUGCGAGACUGUAAAAAAUAUAUGAAAAUGUCGAAUUCUCUAUUUAAUUAUUAUUUUAAAU